Quercus lobata is the source of this 657-nucleotide messenger RNA. RefSeq lists its product as uncharacterized. NCBI's taxonomy places the organism in Eukaryota, Viridiplantae, Streptophyta, Magnoliopsida, Fagales, Fagaceae. The record is from RefSeq and is a predicted model, not a curated record. Bases 1 to 657 code for a protein of 218 amino acids. The transcript has 2 exons.
AUGUGUAGGGUCUUCCCAACCACCCUUAAAGGACCAGCAGGAGUGUGGUUUAGUAAGAUUCCUCCAAAUACCAUUAGUUCCUUCAAGGAGUUGAGUAAGUUGUUCGUCAAUAACUUCAUUAAAGGUCAAAGGCAUAAGCACUCCUCGUCCAGUUUGCUGACUAUAAAGCAAGGAGAUAAUAAAAGUUUACGGUCCUUCAUCACUCGCUUCAACAGGGAAGCCUUGAUGGUGGACGAGAUGGAUGAUAAGCUGCUAUUAGCAACCUUCCACAAUGGAGUUAGUUCAGAUUUAUUCAUCCACAAGCUCUAUGAUCAAGAACCACAGACCACAGCUAAACUCAUCCACUCAGCCCAAAGUUUCAUGAAUGUAAAAAAUGCGAUCAUUGCCAAGAAGAGGAAGAGAGUAGAACGGAUGGAAGCGAAGCUCCCACGUCAUUCUGAACAAGACACUCAUCCAAAGAAGGUCCGAACUGGAGAAAAGAAGAAUAGAGACAACAUGGAGAUCAAGGAUGACCCAUCCUUGAAGUGGCUAGAGAAGAUGAAGGGAGAUCCUAAUAAGCGUAAUAAGAACAAGUAUUGCCGUUUCCAUAGAGACCACAGACAUGACAUGAACGAAUGCUAUAACUUGAAGCAGCAGAUUGAGAAUCUCAUCAAGUAA